GUUCUAGGUUCGACGUCGCGGGUGGAAGUGGGAACUGCAAGUAGGAGAGGUGGAACCUGCAAAAGCGAACGACACCCAUCUUUUUUUUUUCUUUUUCCCGCUCUCCAGUCCGUCCGCAGUAACGCUUUGCCCACGCUCAUUUUUUUGGGGGACCCUAGUUGUACACCACAGCUUAUUGAUAUUUUGAUUUUCUUCUUUUUUUCCUCUUUGAUUUUUUAUUUAGUGUUUUUUUUUUACUGUUGCUCCUGGCUCUCCAGGCAAGCAUCGUGUGCCAUUAUAUUUUGUGUGUCUGUGUGAAAAGAAACGAAUACAUAAGAGUAUAAUAGAGCAACUCCUUUCCAAGCCAACAUUGGAUUGGCCCUGUACGAAGACGGAGACGACCCUGUUAUCCUAGUUGUAUAAAACUUCAACCCGAAAGCGGCCUUCCAGCAUUUAGAACGAACAUGGACGAGCUGCGCUUUCGCUCGCAGCAGUCCCCGCGGACUGCGGAGCACCAGCACACGAUGAACUCACUUGUCUCACCCCCGCGAAACUCGAACCGCCACUCCCAGUCCUUUAUCAACACCCACGAUCUCCGUUCGAACCUUCCUCGACGAUUUACUACCGACUCGGGGCGCGUACCGACGCUGUCGUCUCUGACCUCUCUGCCGAGCCCGCGCGGUCCUCCCGAGCCGCAGGAAUUCGUAAACAAUGCUGCGAUUCAUAAAGCUCAGUUGAUCGAGAAGAAGCGCAUGGAAUAUGAGAAAAUCCGGGAGCAGAGGCGACGCUUCGAGGCCGAGAUGCAAAAGCUGGACCUUCAGCAGAGGCGUGAAGAGCAGGAGCUCGCAGCCAUGCAGGAGGACCUUGGCCGUAUUGCAGGCCACCAGUCGGAGCCUACGACACCCCCCGAAUACCGCGACGCGGCUGGAUUCCCCAGUGUCUUUUCGCGGCCCAACAGAUAUUCGACAUCUAGCCUUAUUUCACCCCCUGGUUUGCUGUACAACCGCCCGGCCAGGUCUGGGUCGCAGCUUACCUCACCUCAGCCCGGCAGUAUCAUGCAGUCGGUGCGCGGCUUCGCCUACGACGACGGCCUUCCAGCGAGAUCGAUGCCCGGAACGCGAAGGAACAGUGAUGAAGACGAGAAAGAAGAAGCCGUUCGGCAGGACCCGACUAGCCAUCGGUCGACCAAUGCUCUCAACCGUUAUUCUAUGCCAGUUACGCGUUCAAGGACUGGCUUCUACGGGCUUGAUCUUGAUCAAACCAACACCACGCGAUUCUUGUUCGGAGACGAAGAUAACUCAGCCGCCGAGAUGAGCCAAUACAACCAGGUUCAGGCCUCUGACGAGAGCUUCCCUACGCUCUCGCGCCAUGAUGACUACUCGACUCUAUCCUCGGCCAUCACGAAUGGUAACGCAUCUGGUGUCUCGACGCAGCAGGGUGGUACUGCUUCAGAGCUUUCUGGCAUAUCCAGUGUGUCUUCCAUCCGUCGCUCGUUCGAUAUGAAAGCUCACGACAUGAGCAAAUUCUAUGCUGAGGCCGAGGCGAACAAUAUGGUUUCCUCAGUGCAGCAUGGCCUGUCAUCUCCGCCUAAGCUUCAAAGCUCUCACUCUGCCAACGAUGUUCCCACCGUCAAGAACGGUAUGGGAGCCUCAGUCAUUGGCGGUACCGCGAACAAUCAUGCCAACCAGCACUUCCACAAUCACAAUGCCAGCAUCGGCCGCAUACCCGCUGGUGCUAUGGUUUCUCGUCACAGCCGUGAGCUCUCCAACGACAACAAUGGCAACAAUGGUGCUGGUCGUGAGGGCGGCCCUGGUGGCCACUAUGUCUCAAUCGGCUCGGCUCUUCACGCAAGCGCGAUGCCGUAUGGCCAGAUGGGCGUCCUUCCUCAGUCGCAGUCACAACAGCAGCAGGGUAUCACUGCCCCAUCGAUGCCCACCAACGGCCCUAACCCGGCUCAUCAGCAAUACAACAAUGGCUUUUUCAAUGGCGGCGCUCCUGUCUACGCCAACGGUCCCAAUGGCGUGACUGCCUACUCGAACGGCGUUCCUCUACUCUCCACUCAGCUUGCCAACAUGAGCAUUGGCGGGCCUUCUUCCAUGUAUCCCAACCAAAACUACACAGGAUACGGCAACAUCUACACCCCUGCCACAGCUACUCGCGAUAGCCAAGCCCGCGUGAUUCAGAACAGGCGCGCCAUGGAUAAUGAGGCCAUGAGCCGCUUCAACAACCUGCCCCUAGAGUCGGUGGGCGGUACCAUCUAUGAACUCUGCAAAGAUCAACACGGCUGCCGUUACCUCCAGAAGCAGCUGGAGGGUCGUGUCCCCGACCAGGUUCACAUGAUCUGGCUCGAGACCAACCAGCACGUCGUUGAACUGAUGACUGAUCCGUUCGGCAACUACCUUUGCCAGAAGCUCUUGGAGUUCUGCAACGAGGAAGAGCGCACUGUUCUGAUUCAGAACGCCUCUCAAGACAUGGUGCGCAUCGCGCUCAACCAGCACGGUACCCGUGCUCUCCAGAAGAUGAUCGAGUUCAUCAACACCGAGGAGCAAGUGCAGAUCAUCAUCGAGUCCCUCCGCGAUCGUGUUGUGGAGCUUAUCCAGGAUUUGAACGGCAACCACGUCAUCCAGAAGUGCCUUAACAAGCUCAGCUGCCUCCACUCCCAGUUUAUCUUUGAUGCCGUUGGUGCCGCCGCUGUCGAGGUCGGUACCCACCGCCAUGGCUGCUGUGUCCUGCAAAGGUGUAUCGACCACGCUUCCGGUGACCAGAAGGUCUGGCUCAUUGCUCGCAUCACAGAGCAUGCCGUCACUCUCGUCCAGGACCCCUUCGGCAACUAUGUGGUUCAGUACAUCAUUGACCUUAACGAGCCAACUUUUACCGAGCCCCUCGUCGGUAUGUUCCGCGGCCGCAUCAGCUUCUUGUCGCGCCAUAAGUUCUCGUCCAACGUCAUCGAAAAGUGCCUGCGCUGCUCGGCAGACGUUUCCAAGGACAUGAUUGCCGAGGAGAUCCUCGCACCUGGCGAGAUAGAGCGACUUGUCCGCGACAACUUUGCCAACUAUGUCAUCCAGACCGCCCUCGAGUACUCGACACCGAUGACCAAACACCGCCUUGUGGAGACCAUCCGUCCCAUUUUGCCCACCGUUCGAUCAACCCCGUAUGGCCGUCGCAUCCAGGCCAAGAUUCAGGCCUUUGACAACCGCAGCGGCCAGUCUAGCGGUCAGGUGACUCCUGCCGAUGCUACACAGGGCCAGAUCAGUAUCAACACGGCCAACCAUGCUCGUCAACAGCCAAGCAAUGUCUCGAUACUGUCGUCGGGAUAUUCCAGCGGUCUUGGAGGCCUCAAUGGUGCCGGCAAUAACAACAACAACCGUACUCAGCAGUCAAUGUUUCCGGCUUCAAACAUAUUGACUGUUCCCGCUCCUCAAUCGCAAAAGCCCCAGCAGUCGCAGCAGACUCCUCCCGUGCGCGCUGCCCCUCAGUUUGCGCCGCCUCACUACGGUCGUAUUCAUCAUGGUAUGAAUGGCAACUCCAACAGCAAUGGUGGUCAGCAGUACCAAAAUGUGUCCCCUACCAACGUCCAGCAGCCAAACGGCCAGGGUGCCGGUGCCGACAAUGGCGAACAGACCUGGGUCUAAGCCUUGCUUUGCUUUACAACGGCGUACUUUCAACUUUUGUUCAUCUGUUCACUUGUUUUUAAGCAAAUCUACGACGAGAUGACCCAAAGACAUGCGACAUGGAAUCGUGCUCAUCACUGGAGGACUUUCUUUUUCAGCACGUCUUUCUUAAGAGUCACGAGCAUAAGUGACGACCACACUUUUGGGGGCUUUUUUUUGGUAGAACAUGUCUUCUGCUUGACCUCGAUGUGGCCGCGCUUUGUUGUACACUAAGAAAAGCUCGACAUGGCUCAUGGUUUCCUUUACUUUUGACUAUUUGUUAUCCUUUCCUUUUUUUGACUUCAUCUUCAUAUUUCAUCUUGGCUUGCUCGGAACACUUGAGAUGGAUAAGGGUCGGCUUCUCUGACUCCAUUUUGGGCUCGGCGCCCCCUUUCGAGUCGAUUGCACUGCACAUAGUCUAUGCUGCAUGAACGACCAAACUAACGGAUGAUCGUUUUUUUGAUUUUCUUUUCACUUUGUCGUUUGGUUGUGCUUUUCUUCUUUCUUUGUCCCUGUGUUAGCUUUCAACUUUUCCCAUCGUUAAUCAUCAACGAUUCAUACCGGGGUGGUUCUCUAAUUUUCUGGGAUUGUACUGGGCGUCAAAUUUCAUAUUCUUUUUUUUCCCCAAGUCUGCUUUUUUGCAUCUCUGAUUUCGAUCUGUGACAGCAACAAGAGGGAGUUCUUUCGAGUUUCGGGGUGCGGUAUCACUUGGCGAGGUUCCCCAAGUGACUCGACUUUUGCCGGCGGGCUUCUUGUACGAGAGAGGGAGGGGAAACGAGUUAUUUGAAAAUUCGGAGGGAAGGAUAAGGUAUGGUGAGACGAUUUGCGGGAUUUGUUGCUGUAGCGUCGGGUAGAGGAGAUUUCCUCGAGAGGGUAAAAGGCAUGUCUUUUUUGCACUCUACGCCACGCGAGACGGAAUCGGGUGGAAGGUCAACUGUUCUUCUCUUUUUUUACGUAGAUAGUUACUUCUUUUUUUUACAUUUAUCAUCAUAAGCGGGAUGCAUUAUUGCUGGCUAAGCCUGCCAUCAAUGAAAA
Pyricularia grisea is the source of this 4664-nucleotide messenger RNA. RefSeq lists its product as uncharacterized. Lineage: Eukaryota; Fungi; Ascomycota; Sordariomycetes; Magnaporthales; Pyriculariaceae. Gene Ontology annotation, cellular component: cytoplasm. Gene Ontology annotation, molecular function: mRNA binding. The transcript is spliced from 7 exons. Gene Ontology annotation, biological process: post-transcriptional regulation of gene expression. The record is from RefSeq and is a predicted model, not a curated record. Bases 444 to 3611 code for a protein of 1055 amino acids.